AUGAGGGUGGUGUCGUCCGUGAACUUGAUCAGCUUCACGGAGUCGUGGCUGGAGGUGCAGUGGUUGGAGGUGCAGUGGGAGGAGGUGCAGUGGUUGGAGGUGCAGUGGGAGGAGGUGCAGUGGACUGCGCCUCCUUCUCCUCUUUCUCCUCUGGUUGCCCCUCCUUCUCCUUUGGCUCGGCUCCUGUUCUUCUGCACUUCCUGCUCCUCCUUCUCCGCUGCACCUCCAGCCACUGUGCCUCCUUCUCUGGCUGCGCCUCCUUCUCUGUCUGCGCCUCCUUCUCUCCUGGCUUACUUCCUUCUCCUUUGCACCUCCUGCUCCUCUGACUGCACCUCCUUCUCCUCUGCACCGCCUUCUCCUUUGACUGCGCCUCCUUCUCCCCUGGCUCACCUCCUUCUCCUCUGCACCUCCUUCUCCUCUGGCUGCGCCUCCUUCUCCCCUGGCUCGCCUCCUGACGCCUCCUGGUGCGUGUCCAUAACUCAGUGCAGAGUAAACAAAGUGCUGUAA
Knipowitschia caucasica is the source of this 507-nucleotide messenger RNA. Lineage: Eukaryota; Metazoa; Chordata; Actinopteri; Gobiiformes; Gobiidae. The record is from the annotation of a GenBank genome assembly.